Amaranthus tricolor (Joseph's coat) is the source of this 1689-nucleotide messenger RNA. Its product is annotated as fasciclin-like arabinogalactan protein 8. Gene Ontology annotation, cellular component: plasma membrane. Bases 256 to 1512 code for a protein of 418 amino acids. The transcript is spliced from 2 exons. The record is from RefSeq and is a predicted model, not a curated record. Lineage: Eukaryota; Viridiplantae; Streptophyta; Magnoliopsida; Caryophyllales; Amaranthaceae.
CUCAAAUCAACAUCCAAAGUCCAAACAAAAGAAAAAAAAUAAAAGUUUUGACCGUUUGAACAUUAAAUACAAGGACAAAACAGUCAUUUCAAACACCUCUUUGAUUUCAUGUCUAAACUCUAGUAAAAUCCCCUUAAAACCCCACGUAAACCCAACUCUAGUUAACGCCCACUUCCUUUUAUAACCCGCUUUCCCUCACUCGCUAAUCUACUUCUUUUUUUCAACCUUCUUCAAGCUCCACUUCCACUUCCAGCAAUGGCUUCCACUUCCAUUUCAACUAUUCCAACCAUCUUCUCUCUCCUCCUCCUCUUCACAGUCUCAUCAUGUCAUAACAUCACUGAAAUUCUCGAAUCCGAACCCGACCUCUCUCAAUUUAAUUCCUAUCUAACACAAACAAAGCUCGCCGACGAAAUCAAUGCUCGCCAAACAAUCACCGUCCUUGCUCUUGACAACUCUGCCAUGGAUGCUCUCACCGCCAACCGUCCUCUGUCCGUCAUUAAAAACCUCCUUUCUCUCCACAUCCUUCUCGAUUACUUCGACAACAAAAAACUCCAUUCAAUCCCCGACGGAAGCUCUUUAACGACAUCUCUUUAUCAAACAACUGGUCCUAAAUCCGGCAAUGUCGGCGCUGUCAAUAUUACCGAUUCUAAAGGUGGAUCUGUCCGUUUCGGGUCGGGUACACCCGGUUCUAACCUCACCUCAUCAUACUCCAAAUCAGUUAAGCAAAUUCCUUACAACAUCUCCGUCAUUGAAAUUAGUGCCCCGAUUAUCGCUCCUGAACUCUUAAAUCCUGCCGCGUCGGUGGAUAACAUUACCGCGGUGUUGGAAAAAGCUGGAUGCAAAACAUUCGCGGCAUUGCUCUCACAAAGUGGAGUGCUGAAGCUUUACCAGAAUCAAUUAGAUAAAGGAAUCACCAUUUUUGCUCCGAAUGAUGAAGCCUUCAAAGCAAAAGGAGUUCCAGAUCUGAAUAAAUUGAGCAAUGCUGAGCUUGUUUCUCUUCUUCAGUUUCACGCGCUAAGCACCUACGCGCCGAUUGGAACUCUCAAGACCACUAAAGGCAAGUUACCGACAUUAGCUCCUGGAGCUGGAAAAUACGAUCUAUCUCCAUCAACAGCUGGUGACGCCGUUACUCUACACACUGGUGUAGAUUCUUCUAGAAUCGCGGAUACAGUUUUGGAUUCUACUCCAGUUGUUAUAUACUCUGUUGAUAGUCUUCUUUUGCCCGCUGAGCUGUUCGGCUUAUCACCUGCUCCAGCUCCGGCUCCGGAAAGUGAUUCACCAGCUCCUGCACCGGCGCCAGAAGCAGAAGCUCCAGCUCCCGAAGGUGAUUCUCCAGCUUCAUCUCCUCCGGCGCCGUCGACUCAGGCGCCUGCUAAUGCGCCAGAUGCUGAUUCACCGGCGGGAACUCCUGCUGAUUUGAAGUCAAAGAAGAAUGGUGGUGAGAGAAGUGGUCCGGUGAUGAUGAUGUUUGGUUCGUCAGUGGUUUUGAGUGUAAUGUCGUUGGUUCUUUAGGGGUAGAAUUGUCUUUUAUCUGCUUGUUAAUUUACAGUAUUUAAUUAUUUUUGGGAGUUUAAAAUUUUAAGUAGAUUAGUUGAGUGAGAUUAGUGUGGGGUUGGAUCGAAGUGAGAGAGACAUAUUCAGUGUUGAUGAUACUGUGAUUAAUUUAUUUGUGUUUUCUUAUUUCUUUCA